CAAUACUUCUCUUCUGUUCUCUUUUCUUCUCUACCACCUUUCCACACCACAAAACAUGUCCAACAAAAUGCAUAUCUCCUCACUCUCACUCCUCCUCAUCCUCAUCUCCCACGCCAUCACUGCUGCCUUAGCCCAGACCGCGGCCCCCGCGAAGUCGCCGGGCCCCGCCCCCUCCACCGACAUCUACAAGAUCCUCAUCAAAGCCGGGCAAUUCACCGUUCUCCUCCGCCUUCUCCGGAGCACCCAAGUGGGCGACCAGAUCAACAACCAGCUCAGCAGCACCAACAGCGAGCUGACCCUCUUCGCCCCGCCCGACAACGCCUUUUCGAGCCUCAAGACCGGCACUCUCAACCAGCUCUCCGACCAGCAAAAAGUCCAGCUCGUCCAGUUCCAUCUCGUUCCGGCUUUCAUAUCCAUCUCAAACUUCCAAACUCUUAGCAACCCCGUCCAGACUCAAGCCGCCGACACCUACGAGUACCCUCUUAACAUCACCACCAACGGCAGCCAAGUGAACAUCACCACCGGGGUCGUUAACACCACCAUCACCGGAACCGUUUACUCCGACAAUCAGCUGGCGGUUUACCAGGUGGACAAAGUGCUUCAGCCUCUGGGGAUCUUCGCUCCAAGGCCUCCGCCGCCCGCCCCCGCCCCCGCCCCGCCGAAGUCUAAGAAGAAGGCGGAGACGGACACCGAUAGCCCGGCGGCUUCGGUGGAUGCUUCCGACGCUAUUGGUCGUGGCGGUGUUAGAAUUACUAUUGGGAUGGUCAUGUCGUUUGCAGUUUCUCUUCUUGUGGCCGUUUUCUUGUGACGGAAAAAUUACUACUGAGUUUUCAUGAUUUUUUUUGGUUGGGAUCAUAAUUUUUGGUGAUGAAGCAAGUUGGAUUGAGCGGCGGUCAUGGUGGACGUGGUGUGUUGGAUUGAAAUAAUGGUUGUCUCUGUUAGAUCCCAUUGGUUUCAUGCAUGCCGGUUUGUGAUGAUCAUCAGAACCAGUUUUUAAUUUCAUUUGAAUUUUAUGUUUUCUUUUCUUUUUUCUUUUUUUUUGAUCUUGGCAAUUCUUCUGUAUUUUGUAUUCUGUUUUCCGUUUUCUUAUUCAUAUCUUGAGCUUCUUGUAUUAUGACA
Morus notabilis is the source of this 1119-nucleotide messenger RNA. RefSeq names its product fasciclin-like arabinogalactan protein 12. The record is from RefSeq and is a predicted model, not a curated record. Lineage: Eukaryota; Viridiplantae; Streptophyta; Magnoliopsida; Rosales; Moraceae. The transcript has a single exon. The coding region runs from base 56 to 808 and encodes 250 amino acids.